AUGGACUUUUUGGUUGAGUCUGAAAUUACUGCCGCCUACUGUGAUGAACCACGAAUAAUCACACUCUCAGAUGCCGCCAUUGCACCUCAUCAGCAAGCAGAAACACAUAAGCUGACCACUUACCUCCUGCCGUCAGUUCCAGAAAUGCAGCCUGUGAUACCAGCCUCGUUCCAGACUCCUCCAAAACUUGCUCCACGAAGAAACCGAGUGGUGUCCCAGGUCAGGCCUUCUGAUCCAGUGGAGCAGCACGUCCCGGUCACAAGCACCGCAGCUCGUCAGCUCCAUGACAUCCCAGUUCCUGUGCCUCAGAAAAGACGGGCACCUCAGCCGACAUCGCCUGCUUCUGCCUCGGAGAUUGCUCUGUCAACAAAAACCGACUUCCCACUGGCAGCCACACCCACCAGUCCUUUGGGACAGUCCGAGAUCGCUAAGCUGCCAAAUGGGCCUUCGGGAACAUGCAGGUCACUAACUGCGGUUCCAACCAAGAGAACCAUGAUCCCAACCUCUCUGGGAACCUCCACAUCUUCUGCUGCUCCUGUCAGUUCGGCUUCAGCAUGUCCGGCUGCAGCCUCUCCCGUGGAAUCAUCUGUAUCUACGAACACAACGCCGCCUGCAAGCCCCGCCUCCUCAAGCACGUUGGUGGUUACUUCUUUGGCAUUUCAUGGACCAGCGGCGUCAUCCUCACUAAUCGGAUCCACCUCUGGAAGUAGUGUUGCAGCUACUUCAGUAACGCCACCCGGACCUGCUCUUUCGACGGCUCCAGCUGGCUCUGUCUCUGCGCACACCAUGAUUGCCUCAUCGAUACCUUUGUUUACAGCUGGCUCUACAUCAUCAGCAAGUGACUCGGCUUCAGUGGGCGCCGCUGCAAUGUCGCUGGUGACGUCACCCAGUUCUGCAGCUAACGUGAUGCCAGCCGAGACGCCACCUGCUAUCAAGUUAGCCUCCACAUGUUCCACCAUUUUACAGCUGUUGGAAGAGUCGGAACACAUCCUGCUUCACGACCAGUAA
Thalassophryne amazonica is the source of this 1008-nucleotide messenger RNA. RefSeq names its product flocculation protein FLO11-like. The coding region runs from base 1 to 1008 and encodes 335 amino acids. The record is from RefSeq and is a predicted model, not a curated record. Lineage: Eukaryota; Metazoa; Chordata; Actinopteri; Batrachoidiformes; Batrachoididae. The transcript has a single exon.